AUGGUCUACGAACUAAGCGGUAAGGUCAGUCCUGCUUUAGUCAAUUUGCAACAUCUGAGUUAUUUUGAUCUAAGCAUGAACAAUUUAGGGACUCAAAUUCCGGGAUUCCUUGGAUCCGUCACAAGAUUGAAAUAUCUCAAUCUAUCUGGUGCAUCAUUUGCUGGCAAAAUUCCUUCGAGUAUUGGAAACUUAUCAGGAUUACACUAUCUUGAUCUCAAUUCUUACACUGAUGAACCUGUUAAGAAUGACAUCCAAUGGUUGUCUGGGCUAUCUUCUCUGAGGUAUCUUGAUUUGGGAGGCUUGGACCUUAGCCGGGCUUCAUCUCAUUGGCUUCGACAAUCAACAUGCUUGCUUCUCUUUCAGAGUUGCAUUUAUCCCAGUGUCAACUCCUGA
Coffea arabica (coffee) is the source of this 393-nucleotide messenger RNA. NCBI's taxonomy places the organism in Eukaryota, Viridiplantae, Streptophyta, Magnoliopsida, Gentianales, Rubiaceae. The record is from RefSeq and is a predicted model, not a curated record.